Drosophila sulfurigaster albostrigata is the source of this 8438-nucleotide messenger RNA. RefSeq names its product proton channel OtopLc (gene OtopLa). Gene Ontology annotation, molecular function: proton channel activity. Gene Ontology annotation, cellular component: membrane. The coding region runs from base 896 to 3985 and encodes 1029 amino acids. Gene Ontology annotation, biological process: proton transmembrane transport. Lineage: Eukaryota; Metazoa; Arthropoda; Insecta; Diptera; Drosophilidae. The transcript is spliced from 14 exons. The record is from RefSeq and is a predicted model, not a curated record.
CGCUGGCGUUCUACGUUUUGAGUUGUUAGUUGCGUUCGAACUCAGUCAUAAACGAACUGUUACGAGUGAUGGAAGAGUCAAUACGUGCUAAAUAAAACUAUUUUUGUACCAAGCUGUUAGCUUUUGAUACCAACAAGAAAUAAAUAAAUAAUAAUCAUAACAAAAAGUAAACAAUCGAAAUAAAAGUGAAAAGCAACAAUUUAUUUGCUCGCUGUGCGCGUCUCGUCGUCCAUUUUGUCUGUACUGCCCCUUCUUCCGUUUCCGGCAUUCGCAACAAAUUUUUGGCAAAGGCAGGCAGGCAGAAGUUGAAGAAGAAGAAGAAGAAGAUACAGUUGCUAUAACGCGCGCGCAACAAUCAAACAAACAACGUCUCUACUGCCCCCGCGCGCCAUUCUUCCCGCCUCCCCGCCUCCUGCGUUCCUUCGUGCGAGUCGAGUGUAAAGGACGAAGUGUGCAAAAGUAACUGCGACAUGCGAAACGCGUAACAAAACAAAACACGCAAAAAAAAGGACGCCAAAAACCGAAAAGGACACAGAUGCCAUUUCAUUCCAUGUGACAGUUGAAGAAACCCAAAAAAACGACCAAUUUGCUAACGAAAAGUCUUGAAAUUAAACUGCUGCUGCAAACUUAAUGACUGAUUUUUCUGGAACAGCAUUUACCUCCUAAACAAAAACUUUAUACUUAACCAAAAAUAGAAAUCUUUGCUAAGAAUGGCAAAUAAUUUAAUAUAAUAUUUAGGACUUGUCACUUUUUUCGAAUACAAUUAAAAUAAUAUAACUCAAGCCAAGUAGUUAGCUAACUAAAAAUAUAAUAAACAAAAUAAACGAAAGAGGACCAAGAGCAAGUGGAAGUAGAAGUGGAAGUGGAAGUCGAGGUGGAAGUGGAAGAGAGAGGAAUGCAGCGUUGUCCGUAUCUGCAUGAGAUGCGAGAACGUCUAUUGGAUCAGCCAAGAGAAACAUUACAACUCGAGAAUAUGGAGCGAGCCAAUUUGCUGGACAAUCGCCAAUCGGCAACCGAGUCGCAUCAGGUCGGCACCGUUGUCAAGCUGCAAGGAGAUGGAUACCAUACAAGUCCAGCUCAUCAGCGCACACCGUUAGUGCCACAUGAUCUGGGCGAGGAUUUCAAUUUGGAUUUCGAUGAUGACUUUCCGAUCGAUGUGCGACGACCAAAAAAUGCCAACGGCAAUCAUCCAACGGUUCUGACGCAACCACAGAAAAGGGUUUGCUACACGUUCAAGCCAAAUCCAAAUAAGCACAGUUUUAUGCCAGCGAAAAUAACGGUGCAGGGCACAUAUCAAACCAAUCCGAUAACGGGACCAAUCGAACUAUGGACAUCGCUCUUCAUUGUGACCAGCCUGGUGUAUGCGAUCCUCUUGAUAGUCGUCUGCAUUGCGUAUGUGAUCAGCGAUGUGACCACACACCGACUGCCGGUGCUCUACUACGAGACGUUCUUCACGUACCUCUACGGCACCAGCAUACUCUUCCUGUUGUACGUCUUUUGUUUCCUGCUGCAGGAGAGCUCUUGCUGUAAUGGCGGCAAUGGCGGCAGCAAACCGAAACCACAGCCCAAGGAGAAGAAAUCGAAGAAAACGAAGAAUGCAGAUCCAGCCGAUUCGAAGGAUGCGAAAGGCUCUAAGGACUCUGGCAAAGCUGGCAAAGGCGCCGCAUAUCAGGAAGCACCCGUGGAUGCCGAGGUGGCCGUCACCCCGAAGAAUGUACGCAAACGGAAGACCACGCACAGCGAUCUCACGCACGGAAGUUUCUUUUUGCGCGUCGGUGCCAUCGCUUUUGGACUUGGCGCAAUGAUCUACAUUGGAUUGGAGUUUGGAUCGUUCUUUGAGAUACCAUUCGAUUCGCCAUGCCAUCACAUACUGAUCGGUGUCAAUCCCCUGCUCCAGAUGAUCUUCACCUUCAUGCAGAUGUACUUUAUAUUCAUGAAUGCACGGACUAGGCCACCAUUUCAGCUCAACAUCCAUCGCUUCAAGGUGAUCGCUCGCUUUGGUCUAAUGCAUGUGGUGGCGACCAACAUUUGUGUGUGGAUACGCACGCUGGUCAAGGAAUCGCUGCUCGAGAUCACGAUCUAUCAUCAGAAGCGCGAAGCUGAUCCCGAUGCCUCGUCGAUCGCUCAUUCGAUACGCCAGCAUGCGUUGCGUCACGCUGGCACCGUGCUCCGCACCCAUGCCGGACCGAACAGUGAGUUCGAGGUGCUCGAUGGCGAGGAUCUGUUGCCCAAGAAUGUGUACAAGAGUGACAAUGUGCUAUCGAAGCUGGUGCGCAACACUGUCGAUGGCAUCUCGAAGAGUUUGGGCAUGGGAGGCAGCAGCAGCGAUGUGACCAGCACCGCGUUGCCCAGCACAAUAUUGCCAACAACAACAACAACAACGACCACAACACGAUUGCCAUACACAACACCUGGCUAUCAAUGGCACAGCACUACUAUGGCCCGCAAGCUGAAGAAGUUUAUCACUAGCACCACGGCUGCGACAAGCACCGUGGGUUCGAGUUCGAGUUCGAGUUCAAGUUCGAGCACCGCAUUCCCCAGCACGAUCAGCACCAGCACCAUGACCACAAGCACCACCAUCGCCAGCAACAGCCCCAGCAGCAGCAUUCCAUUCGACCUAAGCACGACCAGUGAAUCACCCUUCAGUGGCCUGCAGCGCAUCCUAUCGAGCGCUGCAUCCGCCGCCUCAUCAUCCAGUUCAACGCCCAUCGAUGUGGCCGAUAGCACGUUGCCCGCUGCUGCCAAUGCCGAUGGCGGUGCCGGUGCCGGCAGCGUUUCGUCAUUCCUCAACAAUUUGGCCGCCGCCUCAACGCCCAGCACAGCGGCAACAGCCGCAACCGCCACAGCAGCCGCCGCCGUCAGCAGCAGCACUGAGGGUGCUGUCAACAUUAUGAACAAUCUCUUUGGUCCCGGCAUGGAGAAUAGCUUCCAAACGUAUUCGGAUCUGUCGCACGAUGAGGCCAGUGCUGGUGGCGGAUUGGUGGCAUUCGAGAAUCUAGAGAGUCUGGACAGCAUCUAUCCGGCGGCGUUGUCUUCCAACAUUGGCACACUCAAUUCCACCGCCUGCGGUCGCAUUGAUAUUAUGGGCACGAUUGUUUACGAUUCGGCGCCGUAUCUGUAUCCAUUCAUCAUUGAGUAUUCGUUAAUUGGCGCGGUGGUGUUGUAUGUCAUGUGGAAGCACAUCGGUCGCUAUCCGGGACGCAUGAACGAUGAGGAUCUGGAGCAUCGGCUCGAGGUGAUGCUGUCGCGUCGCGCCGUUGCCAUGGCGCAGCAGGCACGCUCCGGUCGCGUCGAUUGCGUUGGCUCGUCGAAGGGUCUGUUCUUUGGUCUGUUGCUGUUGGUCGGCGCACUCAUUUGCUUGAUACUCUUCUUCGUCUUGGUGCGUCAUCAGCAGUUCUCGCUGUUGGCCAUUUAUCUCGCCGAUGCCAGUCACUGCAUCCUCAUGGCCUUUGCCAUACUCGCCAUCAUCAUUGGAUUCAUCAGAGUCAAGAACUUGAAAUUCCGCUGCGAGGAGCAAUCGAAUUUGAAUGACAUUUUGCUGCGCAUCUCGGCCUUUGGCCUGUUCACCUAUUCGGUGUUCAGCAUCAUUGCCGGCAGCCUCAAGGUGCUGGAGAGUGAGCCCAGCCUGCUGGUGACGACCACGGGCGGUGUUGCCGUCUUCCAGGUGAUUCUUCAGCUGCUGUUCAUUGCCGAUGUGUCGCGUCGUCGCGUCCACUUGCCGGAGCACGAUCGCAGCAAGCCGGGACGCCAGAUCGUUACCUUCCUUCUCAUCUGCAAUGUGGCCAUGUUUGCCAUCUACACAUUCGAAGCUCAAAAAGUAUUCGCCAAUCCUGUAAGUAGAUAUGUGCAACUGGAGUUCUAUGGCUUUGUGCCUUGGUCGAUCAUUCAGCGCAUCACACUGCCCCUGUGCAUUUUCCAUCGCUUCCACAGCGCCGUGACACUUGCCGAGAUCUGGAAGACCACCUACAAGGCGCGAUUGGAGUAAGCGCUCUCUCCACCUCCGAGCUGUUCGAGCUGCUAAAACCCAGGUGGUUUUCAAAUGCACCAAAAAAACAACAAACAACAAAAACAUAUAACAAAAAAAAAAAAACGAAAACAAACAAACAAUAUAACCAACCAGCAAAGUAAAGAAAAAAGAGCUAUGAAAAACAAAAAUUUAUAGCAAACCGAACACACGAAUGAAAAACAAAAACAAAAAAGAAACAAAAAACAAAAAGUUGAAAGUUAGUUUCUAAUUGCAUAUUAUACAUAUAACAUAUUGUAUAUGUAUAAACAUAAAUUUUGGUUUUUUAGUUACGCAUACGUAUAGGUUAACUAAGUUCGAAAAAUGCGAGAAAAACACAAGAAAAGAAAAUGCAAAUGAACAUGAAAAUAAACAUGAAAUGCAAUGAAAUGCAAUGAAAUGCGAGUUGUAACAAAGAGAGCUAACUCCCAAAGCGAAACAUUGGACCAUUGACGCCCCCAACAAAUUUGGUGGGCGUGUGUGUGGUUGAGGAACAGCAAGAACCAAACUUUAGAGCGUAUAAUGGAAAUGAUUGAAAUGAUCGAUCCGUCGAUUAAACGAUCUUUAUUGAUGCUAAAUACCAAACAAAACUUAAACGAAACUUUUUGGAAUCAAACAAAAAACAACUAAAACAAAAGAAAAAAACAAAUUGUUAGGAAACGAAAAGAGAAAAUGAUGAAAAUGAAAUGAGAACAAUUGCUUGUUAUUUAAUUAUGAUUAUAAUUAUAUAUAUUUUUUUUUGUGUUGGUUUCUGUUUUCAUGGGAUUUACAGCUCAGUUGGAAAACUUAAGAACUAAGUCAUAGAAUUUACAAUUUAAUAUGCUUUUCUUUUUGCUUUCGUUCUACUAAUUUUACUACGAUUUCAGCACAUAGUAUAUUAAUUAAUUAAUUUAUGUAUAUUUAUCUAUCUAUACGAUUAUAAUUAUGAAAUAAAUAUCUUUCCUUUUUCGUUUGUUUUUUUUUUUUGUUUUUUUUGUUGCUUAUGCAUAUUUAUUGUUUAACGCGCUGCAAUGUCUUUGUAACUAAAAGUUUUUAAUUGUUUUUGUUUUUGCAUAUUAAAAAGAAUCAUAACAAUUAAGUCGAAAAUGAAAAAGAAGAAUAAAAAAACUUGAAACAAGGUUGUUUACUUUCCGCGUUGAAUUUUUGGCCACUGCGCCGCAAAGUAUGCAAUGACUUUCGGGCCAAUUAACAGUCACACACAUACAUACACACACACACCACACACACACAUACAUACAGUUCACACAGACAGACGGACACGGGUAAAACUCUAUGGAAUGCCAUGAAAUGUAUUGGAAAAGGAAACAAACAAAAAAACGCGAGAAUUCGAAAAUUCGAAAAUUCAUAAAAUUCAUUCAAACAAAAACCCCAAAAGUAAAAAGAACUAAACUAGAAAAAAAUAUGCAUAUUUUGUGCAAGUUUUCGACUCAUUUUUUCCCCCGAAAAAAAAAAAAACGAAACAAUUGCCGAAGACAAACAACAACAACAAACUGUGAUGAAUUAUAUUGUUUAUUGACUUUGGAAAUAUUUUUCAUUUAUUCAGUUCUUUUUUGGAAUUUUAUACUUUUAGCAUUUUCAAUAAAACAAUGAAAAACAAAACUAAAAAACCCAAAAUUUACAAAAAAAAAACAUCGGCUUAAAAUGCGUUUAACCAACUUCAUGGCCCAAUGUAAUUAAAACAAAUGAAAAGAAAAAAAUUACCAUGACAUGAAAAAAAUUGCAAAAACACACAAAGAAACAAAACAUGUUGCGGCACUUCAAGGGAAGAAAAAGAAAUAAAAACAAAACAAAAACAAAAAGCAUGGAAAACCAAACGAAAACGAAAAGUCAAACAGAAAGAAAACAAAAAUGAAAAAAGUAAAACACAAAAAAAAAAAAAAAACAAUUUUUAAUAUUUAUAUAUAUAUAUAAAUAAAAAGUUUAUAAAUGUCCAUUUUUUGAUUAUUAGUAGUGAUGUUAAAUGAGAAACAACAAACUUAAUAGUAAUUACAAUAAUUUAAAAAAACAAAUAUGUAUGUAAUAGCUGCAAAACAAGAUAUAAAGAAAAAGCAAAACGAUAAAUGGAUUAAUAUAUGCAUAUAUAUACAUAUAUACAUAAUACAAACAAAUGUAAUCUGUCUGUCGUAUUAACAUAUAUAUGUAUAUAUACAUAUAUACAUAUGUAUGUAUGGUUUGCCAGACCUUCUUCUUCUUCUUGAGAAUCCCCCAAACAAACAAUGAAAACGAAGCGCAUUUAGAAGAUGACAAAAUGGAGGCACAGAAAACAAGAUCGAUAACGAUACCGAUAACGUUUACAAUUAACAAGUUAAGAACCAUUUUUAAAGAUAUGCAACGUAUAUCUAUAAAUAUAUGUAUACUAACCCACCAAAUUCAAAGUAUUUCAAAGUUUUAUAUCGACAAAGAAGGCGGAUUCAACAAAGUUUAGCAGCAAAUGCUGCCCAAACAAAUGCAACAAAAAUGGUUACACAGACAGCAAAACUCUUGCCAAAGACCAACAAAAUACAAAAAAAAUACAAAAACAUAUAUACAAGUAUAUCAAGAGAAAGAUACGAUGAGCAAACCGAAAGAAAAGCAAAAGUACAUUACAACACCGGAAACGGAAAGUUAUCAGAUUUGUGGUCGCAAGGAUGUGACAUUUGUGUGUUGGCGACUUCUAUAAAACAAACAAACAAAUAAACAAACAAAAAGAAAAACACUGCCGUCUCUUGUACUGCUCUCAUAUACUCUCUCACUCUCACAGACACGCACAUAUUACAUAUAUGUACAUAUAUAUAGUACUAUGUUUGUAGUGUAUUACGAAUACGUGAUCAAAGCAAUCCCCCAAACAAAACCCAAAUUCAAAUCGUGAACCCAAAAUCGACGCAUACUUUUUUGGGUACAUCAAGUACUAAUCAAAAACCAAAAAACAAAAACAAAAAAACAAAAUACAAUUGUAUUCGUACUCCGUACUUCAAAAAUCUCGUAAUCUUAAAUCAAACGUAACGUAACGUAACGUAGCGUAACGUAACGAAAUGCGUGUAGUAAGUAUAGAGAGGCCAUCGCAUGCCGUAAGUAGAUAGUUCAGCGCACUCUCUUGCAGUUUGUUCUCUCUUUCGCUCUCCUUCAUUGUACCGUAGCAUACACGUACACUCACAAAUGUACACACACAUACGCAUACAUGUGCUGGCUAUGUACACACACACAUACAAACACAUUCUGCAUCAUUUCAAAAUGGCGAAUCAGAUUCAGUUAGAAGACAUUUAAUUGUGCUUCGUUUUUUUAUUCGAGUCUUCAUCAAAAGAACAGAAAGAGAGCUCAAAUCGAGAUCGCGAAUUACAAAUAUAUAUAUCUAUCUAUAUAUAUACAUAUAUAUAUAUAUAUAUAUAUACAUAUAAUAUAUAUGCAUAUAUGUAUACACAUAUAAGAAGCGUAUAUCUAAUUGUUUUUUCUUUAAUAUUUAGUUAAACAUAAGAUCGUAUUUUAUGUAUUUUUAAUAACUACAACAUAAAAUUAUUGAAUGUUUCAACUAAGUUGUAUAAUUAUAAGUGAACUUUACAAAGAACGACGACGCCGAUGUCGAUGUCGAUGUCGAGACAACAUAAUGGAAUUAUGUAACUGUAUCUAAAACAAAAAAACAAAAAAAUCCAAAAAAAAACAAAUGUACUCGUAUAUGGUAUAUGUUAUAUGAUAUAUGUGGUUAAUAUGAUAUAUUCGGUAUGAGAAAACAUCAACAAGAACAAGAACAACAACAACAACAAGUACUAUCAUGGCUAACUUAACGCACAACAACAAGAAACAUCAACAACAACAAAACAGUACCCAGAAGAUAAUUAGUAAACGACGAAAAUGAACAAAAAAACAUAUAUACAUAUUUGCAUAUACGUGUAUACAUAAGUACAUAUAUAUAUAUAUAUAUAUAUAUAUAUAUAUAUAUACAUAUAUAUAGGCGAUUUCAGUAAAUAAUAAAAUGAAAAGAAAACAAAGUAAAUCAAUACAUACAUAUUUAUAAAUAAAUUAAAUUAAAAACGGAAAACAUUAAGCGAAAUUUACAUGCAUUUAAUAUACAUUUUCCCAUAACCGCUAAAAGUAAACAAAACAGAAAACAAAAUAUAAAAAAAAAAAACACAUAAAUAAAUAAUAAUUAUAAUAAUAAAAACAAAACAAAUCGAAAUUCGGUACAGCAACAACAUCAACACCAAGUUGUAAGCAAUUUUUAAAUCAUUGUCGCAUCUUAGACACAACCACAAACAAGUAACAACAACAACAACAACAACAACAAAUGCGAAUACACUCACGAGUAUACCCGAAACGCUCAACACUCAAACAAGGGCCACACUCAAAUUCGCAUUCACACGAACAUAUGAAUUACAUAACAAAUGCAGACAUUGAUGCAAAGACAAACAAACAAGAACUUCAACAAAAAACAAAAACAAAAAAAAAAAACACAAAAAGAAAA